UAGUAAUACAUCACCUACGCAAUAAACUAUUUUAAAACCCACAUCCCAUGAAAAAAUAUCAUUUGUCCUCAAUGAUGCUAAAUAGUGAACUAAGUAUGAAGAUGCUGCUUAAGCUAUUACUCCUAGCGUUUUGUUUGACAGAAGUGACCUGCCAGAAACGGACAACAUGCAGAAGCUUGAGAUGUUUAAGGGAUGAAGUGAGACAGUUGCAAACAUGUUGUCAUGAAAAAGAUGUGUCGAUUGCGAGUUUGAUUCAGCGUAUUGAAGAACUUGAAGAAUCUCAAGAGCAGACGAUGUAUGAAUUAGAUCAAAUCACCGAAUUGCUGAAUGAAGAAACAAAAAAAUCACUCGAUAUACCCGAUGAUGAAGAUAAGGUUGUACCUGGUAAAGAUAGUUUUGAUGUCCCUUCUACAACUGCACCUACCAAAACAACUACACGGCCAACUUCAUCACCGAGUACAGGCGCUACGAAACCUACAACUACGAAAGCACCACGCAAGCGGCCACUAGACUGCCCCGAUAAAUGGACAAAAACGGGAAUGAAGUGUUUUGUCGUGGUAUCGAACCCGGGCGUUAAUAUACUGGAUGUCCUUUUGGAUUGCUCUGCGCUGAAUACAUUCGCCCAUCCGGCCUCUAUUCUUAGUGAGGAAGAGGACAACGCCUUCAACACGGCAAGAUCUGCGGCAAAUGUUUCAGACACAUCGAAAAUCUGGAUUGGGUUAAACAGCAUAUCAAAGGGGUUUUAUACUUGGUAUCCUGAUAACAAUCCCUUUAAUUCAACCCUUGUGGAUCACCUUGAUGAUGCAGCACAAAUCCCGGAGCUCUUCCAUGCCAUCUAUACAACAGAACUUGACGGUGCGGUUGUGUGGAGAAAAGAACAGGCGUUCAAAAAAUUAGAUGGGUAUUCAUGUUCAAUAGAUCUGGCUCAAAGAAUAUCCACUGUCUAAAUUAUUUCUCCAUCAGUAGCAAAAAUGGAUGAUUCUGGCAUAAAACUUUAAUGAAAGAGAGCAUGCAGCCAGUAAAUAUUGUACAUAGUGACAGAAGCCUUGUAUAUUAGUAACAGUCAAUAGAGGGAGCAGUCAGUAUAUUGGACUUAGUGACAGUCAACAGCUCAGAGGGCGCAUUC
Molecule: messenger RNA, 1126 nt
Organism: Owenia fusiformis
Lineage: Eukaryota; Metazoa; Annelida; Polychaeta; Sabellida; Oweniidae
Source: the annotation of a GenBank genome assembly